UUAUUACAAGCGUCCCCGAAUGGCGCCUAUGAAGCCACCACGAAAACCUUUCUUCGAUUUUCGACUCUCCAAAUUCGUGAUUGGCACCUUUGUUUUAGAAAAAAAUGAACUCGAAGAAGAUAAAGGAGACUGCAGACUUAGAUUCUAUCUUAAUAAUUCAACGGAUCCUUUAUCCAAGCAGGAUGCGAUUGCUAUCACUUGGCGUAGUGGACAAACUCGAUUGGUUUUUGACAUUCAACAUGUAUUGAAGAUAACAUUAACCCAGAAAACUGGCUACUUUGUAAUUUCCACCGAUGGUGUGGCUCAGGUUGAAAAAUUGGAUAAUGGUACGUAUGUAACCAGCGAGGAAGAUCCAACUAAUGGUCAAUUAGCCCUACAUAGCAAUAAUAUUGAGUGCUUUGUCGAUAUGGAUAAUCCUGUCACUCAGCCUAAAUGGACACGAGCAAAUAUCAAUGAGUGGACUAAUGAAGGAUCAAGUUUUAGGAAAAUACUUGAAGUUACAGAUGUGGAAGUGGUUAAGACAUUAGAGGAUGUAGUAAAUUCGUGGGCACGCACUUCUAAUAUCGGUUUGCAGAGUGAUAGAAUGCUUUUUGCGAAAGUUCAACUUUGCAAAGUGGAUCGACUUUUCGAAAUAAUCACACGUUUGAUACGUAAAGAAUCUUCUCUUGGUCCAGCAAUUGAUGGAUUGACUAACCUCAUUAAAGAACUUUCUGAAAAAGCAAAUGUUUCAUCUUCCGAAUUAGAAAAAGCGGUCGCCCCGAUCGUGAAUACUAUACCGGAAUAUUUGAUCUUGAGGGCGUUGGAUGCUAUGUGGAAGGCGGAAGAGAGAGAAAG
This is a messenger RNA of Racocetra persica, 834 nucleotides long. Lineage: Eukaryota; Fungi; Glomeromycota; Glomeromycetes; Diversisporales; Gigasporaceae. The record is from the annotation of a GenBank genome assembly.